ACGCGCUGCGGGGAGGGGCGGAGCGAACGGGCGGGAGCGCGCGCUGGGCCCGCCUCGGCUGCUGCCGCCGCCGCAGCAGCCACCGCUGCCGGGGAAUAAUCUGGGCGGCAGCGGGCGGCCCCGGCUAGCAGCCACGAGCCACUUCUGCGGCUGCCGAGAAGAGCGAGGGUCGCCGGUCUCGUGUCGUCCCCCUCUCUGCCCCCCCGGAGGGGCAAGAGGGAGCCGAGGCUGAUGUCAGAAAUACAUUUUCGGGAAAUGGCCUCUAAAUCUUGGCUGAAUUUUUUAACCUUCCUUUGUGGAUCAGCAAUCGGAUUUGUUUUAUGUUCUCAGCUACUUAGUAUUUUGUUGGGAGAACAGAGGGACCUCCAGCCUAAUAUUCUUCAUAAUGAUCCUCAUGCUAGGCAUUCAGAUGAUAAUGAACAGAAUCAUCUAGAAGGACAGAUGAACUUUGAUGCAGAUGCUAGCCAACAUAAAGAUGAGAACACUGACAUCGCCGAAAACCUCUAUCAGAAGGUUAAAAUUCUUUGCUGGGUAAUGACAGGGCCUCAAAAUCUAGAGAAAAAGGCUAAACACGUCAAAGCUACAUGGGCCCAGCGUUGUAAUAAAGUGUUAUUUAUGAGUUCAGAAGAAAAUAAAGACUUCCCUGCUGUGGGAUUAAAAACCAGAGAAGGCAGAGACCAACUAUACUGGAAAACAAUUAAAGCUUUUCAGUAUGUUCAUGAUCAUUAUUUAGAAGAUGCUGAUUGGUUUAUGAAAGCAGAUGAUGAUACAUAUGUUAUAUUAGAAAACUUGAGAUGGCUUCUCUCAAAAUACAACCCUGAAGAACCCAUUUACUUUGGGAGAAGAUUUAAGCCCUAUGUAAAGCAGGGCUACAUGAGUGGAGGAGCAGGAUAUGUACUGAGCAAAGAAGCCUUGAAGAGAUUUGUUGAUGCAUUUAAAACAGACAAAUGUACGCAUAGUUCCUCCAUCGAAGAUUUAGCACUGGGGAGAUGCAUGGAAAUUAUAAAUGUAGAAGCAGGAGAUUCCAGAGAUACCACUGGAAAAGAAACUUUUCAUCCCUUUGUACCAGAACACCAUUUAAUUAAGGGUUAUCUGCCUAGAACCUUUUGGUACUGGAAUUAUAACUAUUAUCCUCCUGUAGAGGGUCCUGGUUGCUGUUCUGAUCUUGCAGUUUCUUUUCACUAUGUUGAUCCUACAACUAUGUAUGAGUUAGAAUACCUCGUUUAUCAUCUUCGUCCGUAUGGUUAUUUAUACAGAUAUCAACCUGCCUUCCCUGAGAAGAUGCUAAAGGAAAUAAGUCAAACAUACAAAAAUGAAGAUACAAAAGUAAAUCAGGAGCCCUUGAAAGAAAAACAUAAAUGAACAGAGGUAAAAUGUCUAACAUUGCACUGAAGAAGAACUUCUCCAUUUCUGAUAUAGAACACUGGAAUCCCAGUGAGGAAUUCUUUCUAAGUGAACAUUCCAUAUUAGAAAUUUUUCAUAUGAAUGACUGUAAACUGAAGCUUUAAGUGAGCUGUGAAGUCUGUUGAAAUGUGUUUUGAUACAGUAAUAUAUAUACGUAUAUGAAAAACUUGUGUUUUUAAAAUGGUGGCCAGGCAGAGGAACUAGAAGAGAUUUUGUUGCCUGUUCCUGACCACAUGUAUUAUUUUCACUGAGAAACUAAAACAGUUAAAUUUGCUAAAACUACACUGCACCAUUGUUAGUAACCCACACACGAUGCUACACAGAUCUGCCUUAAAGAAAAUUUAGAAGGAAAUAUUGUUGUUCAGUGUUGUUUGUAAACUCAAAGCCUGAGUUUAUAUUUGCAGUAUGAUAUAAAUGAACCAACCUCCCCGCCACGCACACACACAUGCAACUUUUGUCUAAUGAAAAUUUUGCUGUGACUAUAAUUGGCAGUAUUUCUUCCAGAAUAAGGUAGACUAAGAAUGGCACUUGACCUAAAGUGCAUUAAUAAAACCACAUUUUGAAAUUAUCAUGGGCCUUGACUGUAUUAUAUACUUGGUUCUAAUUAAUAGUUAAUCUUUUACUGAGUCCCCGUUGUCUCUUUCCUAAACAUGUUUAACCAUUCUUGA
This is a messenger RNA of Balaenoptera ricei (Rice's whale), 2072 nucleotides long. It is a transcript of the gene C1GALT1, whose product is annotated as core 1 synthase, glycoprotein-N-acetylgalactosamine 3-beta-galactosyltransferase 1. The transcript has 4 exons. The coding region runs from base 232 to 1362 and encodes 376 amino acids. Gene Ontology annotation, cellular component: membrane. NCBI's taxonomy places the organism in Eukaryota, Metazoa, Chordata, Mammalia, Artiodactyla, Balaenopteridae. Gene Ontology annotation, molecular function: N-acetylgalactosaminide beta-1,3-galactosyltransferase activity. The record is from RefSeq and is a predicted model, not a curated record.